Molecule: messenger RNA, 576 nt
Organism: Fukomys damarensis (Damara mole-rat)
Lineage: Eukaryota; Metazoa; Chordata; Mammalia; Rodentia; Bathyergidae
Gene: Dnajb8
Product: DnaJ heat shock protein family (Hsp40) member B8
Exons: 2
Coding region: 31-489 (152 amino acids)
Biological process (GO): positive regulation of proteasomal ubiquitin-dependent protein catabolic process; protein refolding
Cellular component (GO): cytosol; endoplasmic reticulum membrane
Molecular function (GO): Hsp70 protein binding; ATPase activator activity
Source: RefSeq, a predicted model, not a curated record
UCCCCGCGGCCACCUCCCGGCCGCCUCACCAUGGUGACCUACUACGAGGUGCUGGGCGUGCAGGCCGGAGCCUCCGCCGACGACAUCAAGAAGGCCUACCGCAAGCUGGCCCUGCGCUGGCACCCCGACAAGAACCCCGACCGCAAGGAGGAGGCCGAGAAGAAGUUCAAGCAGGUGUCCCAGGCCUACGAGGUCCUGUCCGACCCGAAGAAGCGCUCCCCGGCCUUCAUGGAGGCCUUCUCGUCCCUGGACGCCCUGGGCCCCGGCGGGGUCCGCGCCGCCUUCUCCUCCUCCAGCUUCGGGGGCUCGGGAGCGGGCAGCUCGGGCUUCAAGUCGGUGAUGUCGUCCACGGAGAUGGUCAACGGGCACACGGUGACCACGAAGCGCAUCGUGGAGAACGGGCAGGAGCGCGUGGAGGUGGAGCAGGACGGGCAGCUCCGCUCGGUGACCAUCAACGGCAAGGAGCAGCUCAAGCGGGUGGACAAGUGAGCGCCGCCCGCGUCCCCGUCCUGCUGAGCCGGGCUGGGCCUUGAGCUGAGAUCCUAGCUGAUUAAUAAAGUCCUGGCAGUGAGUUCA